CGCAUCCAUCGCCCCGCCGCGAUCACUCACUGUAAUAUGAAAGUUCCGCCGAGCGGGAUGUGCCUGUAUUUCCCUGUGCUCAUCUGCUGCUGGUUCUCCUCGAGGGUCCACGCGUCUUGGUGGUACAUGGGCUCGCUCGGCUCCCAGGUCAUGUGCGACAACAUCCCCGGCCUGGUCAACAGGCAGCGGCAGCUGUGCCGCCAGCAUCCCGAGGUGAUGCAGGCGAUCGGGGUGGGAAUCAAAGACUGGCUCGGAGAGUGUAAACACCAGUUCGCGAAGCAGCGCUGGAACUGCAGCACGGCGCCCAGGGACCACACGCUCUUCGGCAGGCUGCUGCUCCGCGGGAGCCGCGAGGCCGCAUUUGUCUACGCCAUCUCCUCCGCCGGCAUGGUGCACGCGCUCACCAGGGCCUGUAGCCAGGGUCUACUGGACACCUGCUCCUGUGACCCGACCAAGAAAGGCACGUCACAGGACGCCAAGGGAGCCUUCGACUGGGGUGGCUGCAGUGACGACGUGGACUACGCCAUCAGGUUCACCCAGGCCUUUGUCGACGCCAAGGAGCGGAAGGAGCGGGACACCCGGGCGCUCAUGAACCUUCACAACAACCGGGUGGGCAGGAAGGCCGUGAAGCGCUUCAUGAACCUGGAGUGCAAGUGCCACGGGGUGAGCGGCUCCUGCACGGUGCGGACCUGCUGGCUGGCUGCCGCCGAAUUCCGCCAGACGGGCGACUACUUGCGCAAGAAGUACAACGGCGCCGUCCAAGUGGUCAUGAACCAGUACGGCACCAAAUUUACUUGCGCCCACAACAUCUUCAAGAAGCCCACCAAGAAUGACCUGGUGUACAUUGAAGAAUCUCCUGACUACUGCAUCAGGGAUCAUGAGUCUGGAUCGGUGGGCACAGGCGGCCGGGUGUGCAACAGAACGUCGAGGGGCACGGACAGCUGCGAGGUGAUGUGCUGCGGGCGGGGCUACGAUACGUCCCGGGUGAGCCGCACGUCCAAGUGCGAGUGCAAGUUCCACUGGUGCUGUGCCGUGCACUGCAAGGACUGCCACGAGGAGGUGGACGUGCACACCUGUAAGUUCCAGGAAAGCGGCGCACACCUGUGA
Messenger RNA from Scleropages formosus (Asian bonytongue), 1107 nucleotides. It is a transcript of the gene wnt2, whose product is annotated as wingless-type MMTV integration site family member 2. The record is from RefSeq and is a predicted model, not a curated record. NCBI's taxonomy places the organism in Eukaryota, Metazoa, Chordata, Actinopteri, Osteoglossiformes, Osteoglossidae. Gene Ontology annotation, molecular function: frizzled binding; cytokine activity. The transcript has 5 exons. Gene Ontology annotation, biological process: cell fate commitment; neuron differentiation; canonical Wnt signaling pathway. Gene Ontology annotation, cellular component: extracellular region. The coding region runs from base 37 to 1107 and encodes 356 amino acids.